GGUCGUACUCUCCGGGGCCAAGAUGGAGGCGAGGAGUAAAGUGGAGCAGGAGAUGAGCUUGGCCGCUCUCCGGCGGAAUGACCCGUACAUCAGCACCAUCAUUGACGUCUCCGGGCAGGUUGCCCUCUAUAGCUUCAGCGCCAAGGCUAACGAGUGGGAGAAAACUGACAUGGAGGGCACCUUAUUUGUCUAUACAAGAUCAGCGUCACCGCGCCAUGGUUUCACAAUAAUGAAUAGGCUUAAUAUGAACAAUUUGGUGGAGCCCAUCAAUAAGGACCUUGAAUUUCAGCUUCAUGAACCUUUCCUGCUGUAUCGGAACUCAAGUCUGUCCAUUUACAGUAUCUGGUUUUAUGACAUGAAUGACUGCCAGCGGAUCGCGAGGCUGAUGACCCAAGUGGUGCAACAGGAAUCGGCAAAAGUAAAGAAUCGGAAGAGCCCUGUUGGUGUAAAUGGGUGCAGCACCCGAGCGAUAGACAUCUUGGAGAUGCUGAGUAAGGCCAAGAAUGACUAUGAGAAGGGUCAAGGAAAUGAUUCCUUCUCCGGUGUCAAGAAGAACGCUCCUCUUGUGAACAUAGAAAGUUUGGAUAUACAAGAGCAUGUCUCCUCUUCUGCUCCUCAAGAUAAGUCUUUCCACACUGUGCAAAAACAUCUGACGGUGGAAGAACUUUUUGGAACCUCCUUACUGAAAGAUCAGCAUACAACCGCAUACCCUACACAGGAAAUCAAAGACCUCUUCCUUCCCGAUGUAGGAGAAUGUAACGUCUUCUGUCAAUCAAAACCCAUACAGCCGGUGAUCGUGAAGGCAGAAGCGAGAAGCUUUAACUGCAGCGCUAGUGAUUUCAGUCACCCAGCCUGUCUGGCACCGGCGGUGAUUCCUCCAGGGCCUGUGACACAAUUGCACUCUCAGAAAGUGAAUACGUUUCCUGGCCGUGCAAGCCCCGGUCUUGGCCCGUCAUCUGAAAUCCUGAGCACAUCCGCCCCACUUAACUCCAGCUUGAUACACACCAGGCAAAUGUCUCCCCUUAUGAGUCAGUCAGUUUCAGAUGGCGGCAGCGCCCCCCAGACUCAACCUUUCCUACCACCGUUGGCCCCUAUCCGAAGCGGCAGCUUUUCCAGCACCUCUCAUCCAAAUGUAGAUCUCCUGCAGAAGCUAACGCUGAAUCCACAGGUCAGCACGUUGCCACCUCCGACCAUGAACAAAAGCAUAAUGGCACCAAAUUUUGCCUGCUCAACCAACCAGCUGGCGACACCAGAGAGUUUCAAAGACAGUUCUGUGAAAGGCAUGCCAUCAGGACCUCUCCAGAAUGCGCAUGAAAAGAGAGCACCUGAAACAUUUGCCCAGCCCUUGGGUGUGUCCAAGGCGGUAGCAGCUUCCCAGUUUGGAACACCUACAACCACAGAUGGCGCCUCUGUCCUCUGGUCACCCAGUGUAUUUCAGCAAUCGGCUAUAAAGCACAGUGGCCAAGACGAACGCGCUGUGACGCCGCCUCACAUUAACUGCAUGGUAGAUCGGACGAGAUCCUGUUGUAGUGGGUUAGCCCUCAGCCGUCCUCAGCUUCAGGAAACCCUGGUGCAUCUUAUAAAGAAUGACACCAACUUCCUUAAAACGAUUCACGAAGCCUACUUACAAGCGGUGACCAAGAAUAUGGACAACGUCAAGCUAUGAAGAAGGAAGUCCUCUACAUAUGAAUGUAUGGAGCAACCAAAAGAACGCGCAGCCGCCCCGUAGCAGAGCAACACGUAUUGUGUAUAUGUGUUGUGUGAGGAUUGACUUCUUCAUGGCUACAGGGGGCAGCUUCUUGGGUUCAUGGGCAUCAUCUUACACUGAAGAUUACGCACAUCUGAAUAACAUGUUUUCUACGGGUUACCUAUAGAAAGGCUCUUAACGCUGUACCGGACAGUACCAGGACACUAGUAUUGUAGGUUUUACAAAGUCUUGCACAUGUAAUCCUUUCUUAAUGUAUUCUACGUCGUUCCUUUUAUAUAUUAUAGACCUUAUUUGUCUUACCCAAUCCAAGUCAUUUUAGAUUGAAAACUUUUAAUAAUUGGCUGAAAGUAAUCUUUUUGUCCCUGUAAAUUAAAUGCUUUAUUUUUUUUUUAAAAUGAUUCUAGCCUUGCUGAGAUGAAUCUGCUAUAUCUAGCGCACUUUGCUCAUGAUUUACUGGUGGAUGCAAAGGUCCCAUGCUCCCCAUGCAGUAACCAGUUACUGCACCGACCAUGGCAUUGUCCUGUCUAUGUACCUGCAGUCUAACCAAGAGAGGGUCGUUAUAUGGACCUGGUAUGCUAAUGGCAUAUUAAGGAACCCAUUUACAUUUCUCCUGGCGGCCACCCUACUGCAAGCCAGCGUUUUACUAAAGUAACAGCAGAGCAUGGCCUGGCUGGACUGUGUAAGACUUGGAGAGCAUGAAGUUCUGGGCGAUCAUGGGCAAUUAUACGCUUGUGAUAGAGAUGUGUCCUGGAAGUGGUAGGUUUCGUGUAAAAAAAAAAAAAAAAAAAAAAGUCCUAUCCAAAUGAUGUACGAGACUGAUCCAAUGGGUUUCUCAAUACAAUCUUAUUGCAAAUGGUGCUUUAACAGUAUUGUUUUUCAUUUAUCUAAUCUCUUAUCAAAGGGGUUGUCCUACUGCACGACCGGCAGUCCACCUAAUGUCUGGAGGGCCAUCAGAAUGUGGAUGAUCAUUCUUACUACUUCUUAAUUUCUAAAAGGACUCCAGUGUCCUUAAAACAAUCAGUCAUUUAUUACCUAUCCUGUGGAUAGCUGAUAUGUGUGUCAUGUCGGAGAACCCCUUUAGAACACCAUAUAACUAUGUUGGUGUAGUAAGCAAGAUCAAGGAUUCAACCGCGUCUCCACAUUUUAAUAUAUAGUUUUUAUUUUUUAGAAAAAUCUGAUUAAUAAAGUUCUAAGAAAAGAUGAAUGUGUUUUGAGCACAGCCCUGACCUUUUUUUUUACCCACUCUUAAUGCUUAGGCUACUUUCACACUUGCGUUUAACUUUUCCGUUAUUUGAGAUCCGUGAUUGCGUUUUUGUCCCCAUUCAUUGUCAAUGGGGACAAAAGUGAACUGAACAGAACGGAGUGCUCCAAAAUGCAUUCCGUUCCAUUUGGUUGUGUUCCCUACCGUACAGAAAACCGCCGCAAGCUGCAGUUUUCUUUCUGUCAUGGGAUGCGGAACAAAACCAAUCCGGCAUGACGCACAAUGCAAUUCAAUGGUGCGGAUCUGUUUUCUCGGACACAAUAGAAAACGGGUCUCCGUCUCCCAUUGACUUACAAGGGUUUUAAUGACUGAUCCGUCAUGGCCAUUUUAGUUCACAACGGAUGCUGUCCAUUGUAUUAUUACAAACGGAAGCGUUUUUGCUGAACCCUGCGAGUGUGAAAGUAGCCUUCGCAAAGUGAGCUGAAUACUUGAGUGAUAUCAGACAAACUGAUUGCUAGGGCCAUGCUUCCCGACAACCUUAUUAUAAAAGGUUGUGUAACCUGUCUGAGCAGCAUCGAUUCUUUCCUGGCAGCAGAUAAGGAGUUAAGACAUUUGGCAGCAGGAUUUACCGUACAUUCUCGACCUGCACUAUUAAUCAGAUUUUUCUACCACAGUAAUUUGAGGUUUCAUUAUUUCCCCCCCAUUGUUUAUGCUACUAGAGACUCAGCUAAUUACUAAGUAUUACGGAGAUUUAUGCUACUGAUAUAAGAAAAUGGAUCUUUUGAACAAAAGCAUUUAUAUACAGAUAUUCAGAAUAUUUUGUAAGUCAUUAGAAAAGGAUGUAAAUGCCAUAUUUCUCCAUGUCUACAGGUUGUAGCUGUGCAUGUGCCUUCAAAAAGCGCAUACUUCUCUUCUGUCACCUUUUAAUUAAAGGUUUUUUUCCAAGACUUUAAUACUGAUGACCAAUCUUCUGGAUAGGUGAUCAGUGGGGGUCCGACACCCGGGACCUGCGCCGAUCAGCUGUUUGAGAAGGCAGGGG
This is a messenger RNA of Bufo bufo (common toad), 3948 nucleotides long. It is a transcript of the gene DCP1A, whose product is annotated as decapping mRNA 1A. The transcript has 10 exons. Gene Ontology annotation, biological process: deadenylation-independent decapping of nuclear-transcribed mRNA; positive regulation of catalytic activity; deadenylation-dependent decapping of nuclear-transcribed mRNA. The coding region runs from base 23 to 1666 and encodes 547 amino acids. The record is from RefSeq and is a predicted model, not a curated record. Gene Ontology annotation, cellular component: P-body. NCBI's taxonomy places the organism in Eukaryota, Metazoa, Chordata, Amphibia, Anura, Bufonidae. Gene Ontology annotation, molecular function: enzyme activator activity; mRNA binding.